AUGCUGAAGCCCGAGUUCUCUGUGGACAUGACCUGGGAAGGCAGCUCUAAAGCUAUCCAUAAGGUGCUCGACAAGCUGGGAAUAGUUGAGUUUGAUAUUGACCUGCCCAACAAGAAAGUAUGCAUCAACUCUGAGCACAGCACAAACAUUCUGUUGGAGGCCCUGGGGAAAACAGGAAAGCCUCAUUUCUACCUGGGCCCUGAGAAAUGA
Messenger RNA from Ailuropoda melanoleuca (giant panda), 210 nucleotides. Its product is annotated as copper transport protein ATOX1. NCBI's taxonomy places the organism in Eukaryota, Metazoa, Chordata, Mammalia, Carnivora, Ursidae. The transcript has a single exon. Bases 1 to 210 code for a protein of 69 amino acids. The record is from RefSeq and is a predicted model, not a curated record. Gene Ontology annotation, biological process: copper ion transport. Gene Ontology annotation, molecular function: metal ion binding; copper chaperone activity. Gene Ontology annotation, cellular component: cytosol.